This is a messenger RNA of Coniophora puteana RWD-64-598 SS2, 375 nucleotides long. RefSeq lists its product as uncharacterized. The transcript has a single exon. The record is from RefSeq and is a predicted model, not a curated record. The annotation marks the transcript as partial. NCBI's taxonomy places the organism in Eukaryota, Fungi, Basidiomycota, Agaricomycetes, Boletales, Coniophoraceae.
CCCCUUCCGUGUCUUCCUCUCUCUAUGUUACAAGAUUCGGUUGUUACUUCUGCAAUACAGCAAAACCCAGAUCUCUUCUGCAUUAUCUUGCCAAUAGACGUUGAUUGCUUCGAAUUUCUUUUGGCUGCACAUCCAAACCAAUCCUUUGUCUCCUCUGCAUGCAGUGGUUUCUGUACUGGAAUUUGGCCAUUUGCUCAUAGUCCACCUGACUCUUACCCUUCUACUUGGGACCAGUCGCAGCGGGCAGUGAUUGACGAGCCAGAGAGGGAGUUUCUGCAAAUGCAGAUUGACAAGGAAAUCCAACUAGGAAGAUUCUCCCCUUUGUUCGGGGCCAACUUGCUGCCAGGCAUGUACAGCUCACCCAUUCAUGUUGUG